Messenger RNA from Syngnathus acus (greater pipefish), 2225 nucleotides. RefSeq names its product Fas associated factor family member 2 (gene faf2). The record is from RefSeq and is a predicted model, not a curated record. Gene Ontology annotation, cellular component: endoplasmic reticulum. NCBI's taxonomy places the organism in Eukaryota, Metazoa, Chordata, Actinopteri, Syngnathiformes, Syngnathidae. Bases 65 to 1402 code for a protein of 445 amino acids. Gene Ontology annotation, molecular function: ubiquitin binding. The transcript has 11 exons.
UCUCGAGUUCAGCGAAUUCCUGCUUUGACGUCGCCGAGCCUGGCUAGGUGAUUGGCGAGCUAAGAUGGCGGCGCCAGACGAGCCUGAAUUAUCGCAGGCGCAGAACGAAAAACUCAUACAUUUUCAGGAUCUUACUGGCUGGGAAUCAAUCGAUCAAUGUCGACGCACAUUAGAGCAGCAUAACUGGAACAUUGAGGCUGCAGUACAAGAUAGGAUCAACGAGGAGGAAGGAGUGCCCAGAGUAUUCAACCCCCAGCCAUCUAGACCAUUAGAGGUCAACACAACAGACCACCGAGUAUAUAGUUAUAUUGUCUCCCGGCCACAACCCAGGGGUUUGCUGGGAUGGAGUUAUUACUUGAUCAUGCUACCUUUCAGAUUUACAUAUUACACGCUUCUGGACAUAUUCAGAUUUGCGCUGCGGUUUGUGAGGCCGAACCCCCGUGGUCGUGUUACAGACCCCGUUGGGGAUGUUGUUUCAUUUAUUCAUAGUUUUGAGGAAAAGUACGGUCGCUCACAUCCUGUUUUUUACCAGGGAGCGUACAGCCAGGCAUUGAAUGAUGCCAAACGAGAGCUCCGCUAUCUUUUAGUGUACCUUCAUGGAGAGGAUCAUCAAGACACUGAUGAGUUUUGCCGCUCCACAUUAUGUACAGAAGAGGUGGUAACCUUCGUCAACACUCGAAUGCUGUUCUGGGCAUGCUCAACAAGCAAGCCUGAGGGCUACAGAGUUUCCCAAGCGUUGCGCGAGAACACUUAUCCAUUCCUGGCCAUGAUCAUGCUGAAGGACCGCAAGAUGACAGUCGUCGGCCGCCUUGAGGGUCUCAUCCAGCCCGGGGACUUUGUCAGUCAGCUCACCUUCAUUAUGGAUGCCAACGAAACAUAUCUGACAUCUGAGCGCCUUGAACGAGAGGAGAGGAGUCAGACCCAAGCACUAAGAGAACAGCAAGACAUGGCGUACCGUAUCUCCCUUCUUGCCGACCAGGAGAAGGACCGAAAGAAGCGGGAAGAGGAGGAGCAACGGAGGCAAGAGGAGGAGAAGGUCCGGCAGUGCGCUCUCGCAGAAGAGAGGAGACGACGAACACUGGAAGAGGAGAAGGAGAGGAAGUCUGAAUGUCUCCCACCAGAGCCGCUUGCGGACGAUCCAGAAAGUGUCAAAAUAGUGUUCAAGCUGCCCAAUGACACGCGGGUGGAAAGACGAUUCCUCUUUGGGCAGUCACUUACAGUAAUCUAUGACUUCCUGUUCUCCUUGAAAGAAAGCCCGGAGAAGUUUCAGAUUGUCACCAAUUUUCCUCGCCGGGUGCUACCCUGCCUUCCGACCGAGGAGCAGCCCAACCCUCCCACGCUGAAAGAGGCAGGACUUAGUCGUUCCGAGGUCCUUUUUGUUCAGGAUCUUACGGACGAUUAAAACAUAACACCACAAACAAACAAAAAGACCUCAAACCACUUCUGUGUGGGAACAUCUGUACUCCCCCUGUUUUUUUUUUGUCCUUUUUGGUUGAAUGGCCACUAUGGGAUCAUUGAGUAAAAAUCUGGACUAAUGUAAAACUCCCCUUGGGCAGGGUUCCCAGUAGCCUGGAAAGUCUUGGAUUUUAUCAAAUAAAUAUUUCUUGAAGUUCUUCCUCGAGCAUUUUCCAUCCUCGGAAGUCUCAUCAUGUGUAUCAGAUGCCUGUUUAUCUUGUCUUUACCCACAACUCCAGUAGUAAUUGAAGAGGCUGGUGAGUCCUCCACUUAGAAAGUACUCAUAACAAGUAGCUGAACCUCUCGCUUAACCAGAUGCAUGACCAAAAUGACCUUAGAGUACCUAUUGAUCUACUGGGAAACGAAGACUUUCGAAAGCCUUAGCUUUGUUUUACUAUUGUAAAAAAACGUUUGGCAGAUGGACACUUGAGUUUCCUUUUUUUAACCUCUACAUGAAUCAUUAGAUGGAGCAAGAUUUAGACUUAAACGUAACAUGGGAACCCUGUUUUAAACGAGUGACCUGUACGUAAGUGUUCAUAAACAUGGAACCCCCCCCCAAUUCAUCUGUGUCAUUAAAUGACCAGAUGCAUGUUGGCUGUACAAAGCAGGCUGAAGUUUCACAGAAGGGGCCACAGCUUUUUUCAUGUGGCAUGCUCUGCUAGUGUGCCAUCAUCAACGCUUUGUUUGUAAUCUCCGAAUAAGCUCUUGUAAAGAUGUAAUUUCCCCCCCAACUAUAAAUUUAAAAUAAAAUUAAAUGUGGGUUUAUUGAA